GACUGAGGGAGAAGUAUUCAACUUCUCCUGCUUCCACACACCCCAGACAUUACAGCACAGACAGUCUCUGUGCUACAGGACCACACUCUAGGAGUCCACAGCUCAGUUCUUGAGGAUGAUGGUGAACUUGGAUUACAAACUAACAAUAUGAUCCAAUAAACAAAGAAGAACAAACGUGCAACAAUAUUGCCAAGGAUUGCUUAUUUCACACCUCAUUUUAUUCUUCAAUCCAUUUCUUUGACUCUGGGAAGAUCUGGGGGCAUCUCAACGUUCCUUGAUCCCACUCAGCUUCUGGGGCAUGUAUCUGUGAGGAUCCUCAAAGAAUUCUGUGGAUGGUUUUCUUUGUGAUAAUUUUGGAAAUAAAAAAAAGGGGGACUUGGUAAAGAGGAGAAGUGUUGUCUUGAAGGAUUUGAAGAAAGGGGGAGAAAAAACUACUGAGGUUUCUAUUUUUUUUUACAUUAUUUUGGCUUUGUCUGCAGUGGUUGGUUUUCUGCAACGUGGAGCAGUAGAGGCAGAGAAGUUACAGCAGGGCCAUCAUGUACCACUGACGAUAAACAGGACACAACGAUAACAGUUUGGCAUUACAGAAACAAGAGAGUAUACUGCCAGUAUGUUUGAGAUUUAACUUAAGCUGGUACCUUUUGGAACAUUUUAAUAAGAAGCGACCUCCUGAACGACGAUGGCUUCCCUCCAUGAAUUUGUCACUGAACCCAUUGGCAUGAUGUCGCAGUCCCAGACAACUGCAGUGGAUGAGGAGCAGUGUUACUACAAUGAGACCAUUGCAUUUUUCUACAACCGGAGUGGGAAAUAUCUGGCCACAGAAUGGAAUACAGUCAGCAAGUUGGUAAUGGGGCUUGGAAUCACCGUAUGCAUAUUCAUUAUGUUAGCAAACCUUUUGGUUAUGGUUGCUAUUUACGUCAAUCGUCGAUUCCACUUUCCUAUUUAUUAUUUAAUGGCCAACUUGGCUGCUGCAGACUUUUUUGCUGGACUAGCAUAUUUUUACUUGAUGUUCAACACCGGACCCAAUACCAGGCGAUUGACUGUGAGCACAUGGUUGCUCCGCCAGGGAUUAAUUGAUACCAGCCUGACAGCAUCAGUGGCCAAUUUGCUGGCUAUCGCAAUAGAAAGGCACAUUACAGUAUUUCGAAUGCAGCUACACACCAGGAUGAGCAACAGAAGAGUGGUGGUAGUCAUAGUGGUCAUCUGGACUAUGGCCAUUGUUAUGGGUGCAAUACCAAGCGUUGGAUGGAACUGCAUCUGUGACCUAGAACACUGCUCAAACAUGGCUCCACUCUACAGCGAUUCCUACUUGGUUUUCUGGGCUGUUUUCAACUUGGUUACAUUUGUGGUGAUGGUCGUUCUUUAUGCUCAUAUCUUUGUAUAUGUCCGGCAAAGGACUAUGCGAAUGUCUAGGCACAGUUCUGGUCCUAGGAGGAAUCGGGACACAAUGAUGAGUCUACUGAAAACUGUGGUCAUUGUUCUUGGAGCUUUCAUUGUGUGUUGGACUCCCGGCCUUGUGCUUUUGUUACUCGAUGUGUGUUGCCCACAAUGCAACAUCCUUGCCUACGAGAAGUUCUUCUUGCUCCUUGCAGAAUUCAACUCGGCCAUGAACCCCAUUAUUUAUUCCUACAGAGACAAGGAAAUGAGUGCCACAUUCAAACAGAUUCUGUGCUGCCAGCGAGCAGAGAAUGUUAACGGGCCCACCGAAGGUUCAGAUCGAUCGGCGUCCUCCCUCAAUCACACCAUCUUGGCUGGUGUUCACAGUAAUGACCAUUCUGUCGUUUGAAACAAGACACGGCAAGACGAGAGUCAUAGAUCUUUCAGCCAGGCUGGAGCCACUGCAUUGCAACCAAGAGCAGCACAUUAGCAUAUGGAUAGGAGUCGUGCUAACAAAACAGUUUUGUUUUUCUGAACACUAAUGGGCUACUACGACACUGCCAAAACCAGAAGAAUGCAAGAAGAAUAACACACAUUAACGUAUUAUGCUAAAAAUAAGGGUUCAUCUGCAAACGAACACUAUGUGGACCUUUCACAGUUUAAACUGCCAUUUCAUAUAGAAACCUAGGUCUUUUUUUUAUUUGUAAUGAUAUAUCCCAUUUAAUAGUAAAAUAAAAAAUGCAUUUUAGUCCCAUC
Spea bombifrons (plains spadefoot toad) is the source of this 2133-nucleotide messenger RNA. RefSeq names its product lysophosphatidic acid receptor 1 (gene LPAR1). Bases 680 to 1786 code for a protein of 368 amino acids. Gene Ontology annotation, molecular function: lysophosphatidic acid receptor activity. Gene Ontology annotation, biological process: neurogenesis; phospholipase C-activating G protein-coupled receptor signaling pathway. NCBI's taxonomy places the organism in Eukaryota, Metazoa, Chordata, Amphibia, Anura, Pelobatidae. Gene Ontology annotation, cellular component: membrane. The record is from RefSeq and is a predicted model, not a curated record. The transcript is spliced from 5 exons.